CUCCUCAUCACACGCUCUCACUCUCUAUCCCUCACUGUUCUUCACCGAGCCCACCAUUUGUGUCGCGUCUCCUGUUUUCCCUCCCACGCUCUUCGCUUCCUUCCUUCUUCUCAUCCUCCUCUCUAAGGAGCCUCGGAGACAACUGAGGCGCGCCUUGUCAAAAUCUCAGAUUUUCAAGAGUGAAACGUUGAAAAGAUGAAUCACUGUGGCUACCAGAUGAACUCCUUGACAAGCUGCGAUGAGAGGAGGAUGGAACCUGUUGUCUGCCCCAAACCUCGUCGGUUAAAUCUCCUAAACAUCCCCAUUGAUGAUCAUAUCAGACCCCUGAAACGGUCAAUCAACAGCAACCAGUCUGAGAUCGAAGACUUGGGAGUUGGGGCAGAGCUUAUGAAUAUAAUUUUCUCUAAGGAAAGCUACAAGGGAAGAUUUGAGAGCCAAAUGGCUUAUUCACCACCAUUUUUCUGUGGAUCUCCACCUAGCAGGGCUUCAAAUCCUGUAAUCCAAGAUGAACAAUUUGGUAAUGAGACUUUUAACCCAUCUUCUUUGGCACCCAUCUCUCCAUCCUCUUCUUCAGCUCGAGGUUGUGUUCAAAUGAAAUUUGAUCUCAAACCAGCAGCCGUGAGGAUCGAAGGUUUUGAUUGCCUGAACAGAGAUAGGAGCCCUUGCAGUAUAUCUGCUGUAGCAUAAAUAAAUACCUUUUUCAAAAACAACAAAGCAAAGAAACAACUAGAAUAUAAAGAAAGAUUACUGAAGUUAGAGGAGAUUCUGGGACGGAGAAGCUUUUUUUUUUUUUUUAAGUUAGUGUUUUUUGUUUUUGCUUAGCUGCUUUUCUUAAAGUAUUAUUCAUGUAUUAUAUGGAUGUAUGUAUAUAUGGUCUCUGGAAGCUAUUGUUCAUGAGUGAGAAGAAGUUGCCAAGUAUGAUUGAAAUUUUUGAAGAAAGGUUUUUGUUUUCCUUUUGAAGAAUAAAGGAAGACGAGAUGGGGGGAGAGAGAGAGUCUAAAGUGGUAAAGUGUCUCUUCUGUCUUCACCUCCCUUGUUAGUUUUCAUGGGUCUUAGAGAUUGAAGGAGUUUGCAACUGUCAAGUGUUUGUUUCUCAGAAACUCAGAUCCUCCAUUUGUAAUUUUGCCAUCUUGGCUUGGAGGAAAUUGAGAAUUAUUAUUCUUUGGGGUCAUGUAAAUUAUUGUUAUUAUUAUUAUUUUUUGUGGGGACGCUGUUUGGAGGUGUUACCUAUUUGAUAAAUUCAACGUGUUGUGUUGUAUGUACAUAAAGUGUCACCUAAAGCAAAGCUCUUGUUUGUAUAUUAUGUUGUACUUUUUAGGAGGAUCAGAGGAAGUUUCAAAGCAUUGUAUGGCCAAUUCUGUGUAUUUGUCUUGUU
Messenger RNA from Prosopis cineraria, 1375 nucleotides. RefSeq lists its product as uncharacterized. Bases 196 to 687 code for a protein of 163 amino acids. Lineage: Eukaryota; Viridiplantae; Streptophyta; Magnoliopsida; Fabales; Fabaceae. The record is from RefSeq and is a predicted model, not a curated record. The transcript is spliced from 5 exons.